UUCCCAUAGCAACUCCACUGUAAACAGUACGUAUGGGAGGCAAACUCUCAGACGAUAUUUGCGAUUUGGUUCGAACUCACAUAGGCCAAAAUACGAGGCAGCAAUGUCUAAAAAACGUCCGGAGAAACCCAAAGACAGGUCAGAAAAGGCGAUCGCUGUAGUGGAAGACCCUCCGCCGACUAUAAUCACAAGAGUGAAUGAAAAAUGUGCUAGUCAUGCUAUUGAGGACUACCAGUGCUCUGGCAACCUUCACGUUGAUCUCCCGGAACUGUGCCUUCUCCUGGGCAUGAAGGAGAUUCCAGUUGUUACUCAGAGACCCGCAGCAUCCUCAAGCUCGGCUACGGAUGGAGAGAACAUCGAGCACGACAACUCAGAGGCGGAAAAACAACGGUUGUACUCCAAUCCUUGCGUCCUAGUGGUCUUAGAGAAUGAAGAACCCCUAAACCUCAAGAGCAUUAAGAUAUCUGGAUGGAAGGUAGAUAUGUUGGUGACCCGGGUGCUUUGCAAGAUUCUUCCUUCUUUGAGCAACCUGCUUAGCCUUCACUUGUGGCAAACCCGACUGUCAGAUAAGAUGGUAAUUUCUCUCAACAACACGUUCCCUCUGUGUUCCAACCUGAGGACUGUCAUACUGGAGGGCAAUCCUCUUCCAGAACAAAGUUAUCACCUGCUAAUGUCUAAAGACAGCGCCCUCACUCACCUGUCGCUUAGAAACAACCGCAUCGGAGAGGAGGGAGCUCGCCUGAUUGGCUUGGCUCUCUCAACGACCACAUCGGCCAAUAGGAACCUUGUGAUUCUCAACCUGGCGUUCAACUCUAUCGGUGAUGCAGGCGCCACACACAUAGCCCAGGGCCUGCGUUUGAACCGGGGCCUGCUCUGUCUCUCUCUCGGCAACAACAAGAUAGGCGACGCAGGGGCGGCUCACCUGGCCAAAGUGCUUGUUCCGUUUGCUCUAACCCAAGAGGAGAUUGUGGAGCGGAGACAUCAGCUGCUGGAUCGAGAACAGAAUUCAUCAGAGCACUCUCCUCCUACAGAAAGCUCUCUGGGUACACCCAGCAGCUCCUCCCUGAACACCAACCUCAACAAGUCAAUGAGCAAAAGCAGUGUAAAAAGAAAGGAACCGCCUAAAAAAGAGGAAAAAACAGCCGUGACCAAGAAAGACGAUCCCAAACUGAUCAAGAAAGCCUCUGAACUCAAGGUGCAACGUGGGAAAGCAGGCAAGCCUGGAGCCAAAGACAAAAACCCAUCGGUUGGUGAUCCAGAGGAUAAGCCAGGCGGUCUAAAUGAGCUGCUUGACCACCAGGGAGAGCCGUUAGAGAGCCCCCUGCUGGAGACAACAAUGCAGGGCAGAAACGGCCAAGUCCUGCUGUCUGGGAACACUGCUCUCUGUUACUUAAACCUGUCAGGGAACAAGAUAUCGGAGCAGUCGCUGCCUUUGUUCCUGUCAUCUCUGCAAAAGCAGCCCGAGGGGGGGGGGCUCAGACGACUGAGCCUUCAGAGAAACAGUUUCUGUCCAGACUUUGAAGACUUUGAGAUUCAGGAGCUAAUGGCGCUGCGAGAUCCACUCAACAAAACUACUGCCCCACAGCCGGAGCAGGAGGGCCAGGGGGAUUAGGAAAAAUAUGAAAUGGCUAACUCUACAGAGUAUCCUGGGUAGUAAUGUGAUCCUGUGAAUAAUGUGAAUUAUUUUCAUUAAAUGUAUUUGGUUGCAUAUUUUUGAA
Molecule: messenger RNA, 1718 nt
Organism: Gadus morhua (Atlantic cod)
Lineage: Eukaryota; Metazoa; Chordata; Actinopteri; Gadiformes; Gadidae
Gene: lrrc71
Product: leucine rich repeat containing 71
Molecular function (GO): protein binding
Source: RefSeq, a predicted model, not a curated record